AUGGGGGAUGAAGGGACACGGAGGUACCGGAGGGAUCCGGGAGGCGUCAGGUUCUGCCUGUACCCGGAGCUGCCGGAGGACGUGGCCGCCACGCACCCCCCCGGGGCGCACAGCCUGGUGGCCGUGUCCGUAGGUUACUUCCUUGAGGACUUUGUGGACAUGCUGUGCAAUCAGAAGCUCCGGCAGUCCUGGGAGCUGCUUUUCCAUCACUCCGUGGUCAUCGUCUGCUUCGGUAUCGCGGUGCUGCUCCACCAGUACGUGGGGUUUGCCCUCGUGGCCCUGCUGGUGGAGAUUAACUCCAUCUUCCUCCACCUGCGGCAGAUUCUGCUCAUGGCCAACCUAGAGCACACCGCCUGCUACCGCCUCAACAGCAUCGCCAACCUGGGCACCUACGUGGUGUUCCGCAUCGCCACGCUGGCCUGGAUGACGCGGUGGCUCUUCCUCAACCGGGAGAACGUGCCGCCGGCAACGUACGCCGUGAGCGCGGUGGGCAUGGCCAUCAUGACGCCCAUGAACAUCGUCCUGCUCUACCGCCUGCUGCGCAGCGACUUCUUCAAGUCCAUGCGGGAGGUGCGGCAGGACAAGGAGGAAUAGCCCCUCUCCUGCAGGCUCCAGGGGAUGAG
Messenger RNA from Tinamus guttatus (white-throated tinamou), 623 nucleotides. The record is from RefSeq and is a predicted model, not a curated record. NCBI's taxonomy places the organism in Eukaryota, Metazoa, Chordata, Aves, Tinamiformes, Tinamidae.